UCCCGGCCGGCGGCGGCAUGGAGCGGCCCGAGGCCUACGGCUUCUCCGCCGCUAUGAGCGGCAGCUUCCUGCUGUCGUGCCUGCUCUUCGCGGCCGUCAGCCGCCACCAGCGCGGACCCUACAUGGACGAGGUCUUCCACGUCCCGCAGGCGCAGGCCUACUGCCACGGCCGCUUCCUCCAGUGGGACCCUAUGAUCACCACGCUGCCGGGCUUGUACCUGGUCUCGGUGGGAGUUGUGAAGCCAGCGGUGUGGCUCUUCGGGUGGACGGGAAGCGUGGUGUGCUCUGUGGGAAUGCUCAGGUUUAUCAACCUCCUUUUCAGUGCUGGGAACUUCUAUUUGCUGUAUUUACUUCUGCUCAAGAUCCAUCAGAAGAACAAGGCUGUGUCUGGUUUCCAGAGAAUCUUGUCUACAUUAACUCUUGCAAUAUUUCCCACCCUUUACUUUUUCACAUUCCUUUAUUACACAGAUGCAGGAUCAGUAUUUUUUACUCUAUUUUCCUAUUUAAUGUGCCUUUAUGGUAACCAUAAAACUUCAGCUCUCCUUGGAUUUUGUGGCUUCAUGUUCCGUCAGACAAAUAUUGUGUGGACAGUAUUCUGUGCUGGAAAUGUUGUUGCAGAGAAGCUAAAUGAAGCCUGGAAGACAGAGCUAGAAAAAAAGAAAGAUGAAAAGAUUUCCUCCAGGAAAGGAUCAUUUUCAGAUUUACUCAGAGCAUUGUGUUUUCUCACUGAGUAUCUCACAUCACCUGAAAACUUGAUCACACUUACUGCUUUAACUUGGCCAUACAUCGUGUUAGUAACUGGGUUCUUUGGUUUUGUCUUCAUCAAUGGUGGAAUAGUUGUUGGUGACCGAAGCAGCCACGAAGCCUGUUUGCACUUUCCUCAGCUGUUCUAUUUUCUCUCCUUUACUGUCUUUUUUUCAUUCCCUCAUUUAUUGACCCCUACUAAGGUGAGGAAAUUCCUUCUGUCACUACGAAAGCACCCUGUGCAGUACAGUUUAAUUACUCUCAUCUCCUUAUUCCUGAUCUGGAAAUUUACCUAUGUUCAUAAGUACUUACUAGCAGAUAACAGACAUUAUACAUUUUAUGUGUGGAGAAAAGUCUUCCAAAGACAUGAGCUUGUAAAGUACACAUUAGUUCCAGUCUAUGUGUUUGCUGGCUGGAGUUUUGCUGAUACACUAAAAUCAAAAUCGAUAUUCUGGAUCUUAAUGUAUUUUGUAUGUUUAUUAGCAGUCACAGUUCCUCAAAAAUUGUUAGAAUUUCGUUACUUUAUUUUGCCCUUCUUAAUAUAUAGGCUCAAUAUUCCCUUUCCAUCUCUGUAUAGACAACUCCUGGAGUUGGCUUUUUAUAUUGUUGUGAAUGCUGUAACUUUAUAUCUUUUUCUAAACAGAACAUUCCAAUGGCCAAAUAGUGAUGAAAUCCAGAGGUUUAUGUGGUGAUGACUUUGUCUUUUUUUUUUGAUAUUUUCAUGCCCUUCGGAAAUCCCAGUUCUGUUUCAGGACUGUGGACUCUGGAGUGAAGAAAAAUGUUUUGCAGUAUGUAGGGACUUUUUUCCCCAGUUGGAACUGAGGAAGUAAGCUACUUGCUUAUAUUCUUGCCACUGGAUGUGAGGUCUGAUAUGUUACAAUGUGAAGAUAUUAUGUAUAUUGGCUUUCUGAGCUCCUGGAAUUAACGGAUUCAAUAUGAGGGCAAAUUUGAGAACACCUUUCUGUAAUUAAUGUGAAAUAAGGGAGAUGUUUGUAGUCAUUUUUCAUUAUAAUAAAAUAUUAAACAACAUGCCUUUGAAGGUAUGACAGUCUCUAAGUAUGUUUCAGAGGUUUCUUUUUAAAAACAAAGUAUUAGGUGGGUAAUCUUUUUGUUAUCUCUGAAUGCAUAUUUACUCCUUGGACCAGGCCACUUCCUUCAGGGUUUGCUGGAGGUCAAGGUAUGAACCACUGCUGAAGUUAAGUGUUUUCAAAACCUCCUACAUCCCGAAGAAUUGUCAAGAUUCUUUUGUCAAUAAAUGCUUACAUUAGUUUUGCAAACAGAAUGUAGGCUCUCAAAUCAUUAGAGCAUUUUAAAAAUUGCUUUCAAACUGAUAUUUAGAAAAUACCAUGGAGGCUCUGUGCAUGUACCUUCUUUGGGGAAUAAAUGUUAUUGUACAACAAAAGAAAUUGCAGUUGAUAACAUUACCAGGGAGUCAUUUACGUAUAUCAGGCUGAAACGUGUCGUUACACAGUGGAAUGCAGUCUAAUGAAUACCCUUUUAAAUAAUCAGGCUUUUAUGUCCUGAGGGGCUGAGUUCACAGGUUUGUAUUGAAGUAGGGUAUGAGUGCACUUCCAAGUUGAACUGAGUAUUUCUAAGACCUUUGAUGUGUAAUCCUGGAGAAAUAGUAAUGGCAUUACUGAAUUGUUCUUUUAAAUGGUUUUCAUAUGUACACAAAUCUAAUGGAACUGAGGAGUAUAUAUUUUGUUUUACAAAGGUAAAGUACAAUGUGUGUACAUAUGUAUUUUUUUAAAAGGCUUCUGGUGCAUGAUCAUCACAAUAGAAGAAGGCUGUAAUGGUUCCUGUCAGUAAAUGACUUCAAUUAGGCUCAAAAGUGUUCAACUGCUUUAAGUUCACUAUUAAAGUGAUUUUAUAAAUAUAACCAAAUUAUGUGGUGGGGAUGUGUGUGUGUGUGUGUCCAAAACUUCACAUACUGUAGAGCAUCUUGAAGUUCUUUCUUGUUCUGAAGUGAAAAUACUGGAGGCAAAUCUGUGCAAACACAUGAUAUUAUUGACACUCCAGUCACUCUGAAAUGGAAUUGUUUCUCAACAAAGAUGAGUACUGUGGAGUUAUUUAUGCACAUCAGUACUGUAUUGUUUUUCUUUUGUAAUGUCCUGUCUCUGAUUCCUUCCCUACACUAACACCAUGAAGAGUGUGGUUAAAUCAGAUUCUCCUGUCCAAUGUCUUUGCAACCCUGUUUCUUCUAAGGAAAUCUUAAGGCCACUCUUCAAUGAGUAGCUUUAUUCAUAUUGAAUUUAAGACAUUUGCCAGCUCACUGUUUGCUUCCUGGCCUAUUGCCAGCGUGGUUAUUUGUUGGUAAUGUGUGUACCAUAGGGAAAGCCAUUUUCUACCAGACCCUGUUUGUUUUACCAAGUUGAAUGGACAAGAGAAACCCAAAAUGGGUUGCUUUUCAAGAACCAGCAUGAUUCUUCCAGAGUCCAGCACGUUGUCUUGUGUUGUGAUUUUUAG
This is a messenger RNA of Colius striatus (speckled mousebird), 3210 nucleotides long. RefSeq names its product ALG10 alpha-1,2-glucosyltransferase (gene ALG10). Gene Ontology annotation, biological process: protein N-linked glycosylation; dolichol-linked oligosaccharide biosynthetic process. Gene Ontology annotation, molecular function: dolichyl pyrophosphate Glc2Man9GlcNAc2 alpha-1,2-glucosyltransferase activity. The record is from RefSeq and is a predicted model, not a curated record. NCBI's taxonomy places the organism in Eukaryota, Metazoa, Chordata, Aves, Coliiformes, Coliidae. Gene Ontology annotation, cellular component: endoplasmic reticulum. The coding region runs from base 18 to 1436 and encodes 472 amino acids. The transcript has 3 exons.